CUUCAGAGGGAGGGCACUCUCAAUUUCAGGAAUGGCACAAGUUAUAGACACUCCCGAGCGUGAUGAAUAUUGAUGAUAAUGAUUUGUAUAGGCAGCUGUUUCAAAAAAUGUUCUAGCUGGAUAGUUAGGUUGAAUAGGAACAAUAGGAACAUUUCAAGAAUGAUUAAAGUCCCGAUUUAUGGUAUGCUGUAAUACUGAAAACAGCAAUCAAACAAACAUCAAAAUUUUUACAGGGUAAAUCUGUGGAUAAUAGUAGUAUGGCCUACUGUCAAUAUACUGAUGAAGUUUUGCGAAAUAUUUGCAGCCAGGUUCUAGCAAAAGCUUCUAAAAAUGUUAACGAUUUCCAUACAACUUUUGAAGAAAUUGAGGGACAUAUUUGGGAAACUAAAAUUCUGAGGCCAAAAGUUAUACUUCUUCACGCUCUUGAAGAUGAUUGCAGAAUGAACAUCAGUUGAAUUGAUAAUUGAAAUAUGAAGAGGUUAAUAACUGUGGCAUGCUGGCGAUUUUCGAUUGUACAAAUGAACCCAGAAUUGUGGAACGACUUGAUUUUUCUUCACAUGAUACAAUUAAUCUUAGCAGUGACGGUUGAGGUUUUCUAGGGGUUUUCCUCGCCCAAGUGCGAAUGCAGUCACUAAAAAACCAUAUUCCCCUAAUAAAUAGUAGAUAAAAUGAAAAUUGUACUUCUAUUAA
Molecule: messenger RNA, 690 nt
Organism: Acanthoscelides obtectus
Lineage: Eukaryota; Metazoa; Arthropoda; Insecta; Coleoptera; Chrysomelidae
Source: the annotation of a GenBank genome assembly